AUGAAUAAUAAUGAAGAAGAGACAAAUAAACUAUUAUAAGAAAUUAGAAAUGAGGUUAUAGAUUUUACUGCUACAAAUUUCUUAGGUUAAGUUGUUGAGAAAUAUUAAAAUUAUGAAAAAAUAUGUUUUUAAGAGAAUAAGGGAAAUAGCAUAGAAUUUGUGAAGUGUACAAUAAUUAAUAUUGUAAGGUAUGAUGAAUUUUCAAAAGAGAUAAAUAAAAGAAGAAAAGAAAAUGGAAUUUAAAAUAGAUUACUUAAAAAAUGAAAUUGCUGAGUGUCUUAAUAUUAAUGAAAGAAAUGAAUGUUAAUAAUUAGCUAUUAAUAAUAUAAUGUAGAUAUAGCAAGAUUUUUUAAAGAACAUAGAAUUAUCAUUGAAGAAAUGA
Paramecium primaurelia is the source of this 382-nucleotide messenger RNA. Lineage: Eukaryota; Ciliophora; Oligohymenophorea; Peniculida; Parameciidae. The record is from the annotation of a GenBank genome assembly.